CAAUCCCAAUCCCAAUCCACCCGCAGGUCGCAAACUCAACACACAGUCAGCCUCAAACCUCUUUCUCGUCCGAAUCCAGAACUUCCAUCCAUGGCAGUGUCAUCAGGGAUGGUCUUCUCCGUCCGCCCGCCGGCUCCGGCCCGGCCCUGCGCUUGCUCUGCCACGGCGAGGGCGCGCCCCGUCGGCGACGGCGCCAAGUGGUGGGCGCCGCUGCUGGGGUGGUCCGGGCAGCCGGACUACAUCGACGCGCGGCCGGCGUCCGAGGACGAGCCUCUGCCGCGGGGGCCGGCCUCGGCCUCGGCCUCGGCCAGGCGGUUCGGCGUGCUGACGGAGGACAAGGCGCGGCGGCUGCGCGUGCAGAUGAUGGAGACGGAGAGCUUCCACGACGCCAUGUACCACUCCGCCAUCGCGUCCCGCCUCGCCUCCGCCGCGCCCGACGCCAGGCCCUAGCCGCCGGCCAGAUCGCCGUGGCAGCCCGUGUCUGUACAUACGUGCGUGUGCUUGAACCUUUCCAGCUUCCGUCCGUCCUUGUUAAAAAAAAAUGAAUAGCGUGGCGAGUGCCGGUGUUGCUGCGGAGGAGAUGGAGAUGGAGAUGGAGGAGGGGGACUAGUAUUAGGAUGGUGUCCCUCCCGACCCGACUCGAUCGGCUGCGACCCAGUAGAGAUAUAUGUUCAUGUAGCUGUGUACCAUUAGUUCUUGCGCUAAAUGUUAUGGAGUGGUGAUGUUUUCGGUUUGACUUGGUAAAUUAAUACGUAUGUGUUUUCCUCUUGUACUGCAA
Molecule: messenger RNA, 778 nt
Organism: Zea mays
Lineage: Eukaryota; Viridiplantae; Streptophyta; Magnoliopsida; Poales; Poaceae
Exons: 1
Coding region: 91-450 (119 amino acids)
Source: RefSeq, marked validated